Molecule: messenger RNA, 2374 nt
Organism: Neoarius graeffei (lesser salmon catfish)
Lineage: Eukaryota; Metazoa; Chordata; Actinopteri; Siluriformes; Ariidae
Gene: qtrt1
Product: queuine tRNA-ribosyltransferase 1
Exons: 9
Coding region: 1-1275 (424 amino acids)
Cellular component (GO): cytosol
Molecular function (GO): tRNA-guanosine(34) queuine transglycosylase activity
Source: RefSeq, a predicted model, not a curated record
AUGGCGGCGCCCGCAGCACAAAGCGACACAUGCGAGAGUAAAUCAGACAUGGCAGCUGGUAGAGCGGUUUCCUCUGCGGUCCCUCUUACUCUCCGGAUUGUAGCCGAGUGUCCGGUGAGCAAGGCGCGGGCGUGUGUGCUCACACUUCCCCACGGCAGCGUUAACACGCCGGUGUUCAUGCCGGUCGGCACGCAGGGCACCAUGAAGGGAAUCACCGCCGAGCAGCUGGAACAGCUGGACUGUCACAUCUGCCUCGGGAACACGUAUCACCUGGGCAUGAGGCCGGGUCCUGAUCUGAUCGAGAAAGCCAACGACCUGCACGGAUUCAUGAACUGGAAGCGAAACCUCCUGACGGACAGUGGAGGUUUUCAGAUGGUGUCUCUGGUGGAGUUGUCUGAGGUGACGGAGGAGGGAGUCCUGUUCCGCUCCCCAUACGACGGGAAAGAGAUCCUGCUCACUCCCGAGCAGUCCAUCGGCAUUCAGAACAGCCUCGGCUCGGACAUCAUGAUGCAGCUGGACGACGUGGUCAGUAGCACGAUGACGGGGCCGCGGGUGGAGGAAGCCAUGCAUCGCUCUGUGCGCUGGCUGGACCGCUGCAUCGCCGCCAAUAAAAAUCCACAUCGGCAAAACCUGUUCGCCAUCAUUCAGGGGGGCCUUAAUGCGGAGCUGCGCAGGGCGUGCUUGGACGAGAUGACGAAGAGAGACGUGCCCGGCUUCGCCAUCGGCGGUCUGAGUGGCGGAGAGGAGAAGGACGACUUCUGGAGGAUGGUGACUCUCAGCACAGACCACCUGCCCAGAGAGAAGCCUCGCUACCUGAUGGGAGUCGGAUACGCCGUGGACCUGGUGGUGUGCGUCGCUCUGGGCUGCGACAUGUUCGACUGCGUUUUCCCGACUCGCACAGCUAGAUUUGGCUCGGCCCUGGUUCCCUGGGGUUCUCUGCAGAUCAGACAGAAACAGUACGCGAAGGAUUUCCAGCCCAUCGAUCCCGACUGCGAGUGUCCGACCUGCAGGAGGCACAGUCGAGCGUACCUGCACGCGCUGUUUAAGAGCGACACGGCCGCCAUGCACCACAUCACCAUCCACAACAUCUCCUACCAGCUCACUCUGAUGCGUUCAGUGCGGCAGAGCAUCAUCGAGCAGCGCUUCCCCGAGUUUGUACGCAGCUUCAUGAGGAGGCUGUUCCCCCACGCCAAGUCGUACCCGAGCUGGGCCGUGGAUGCUCUCGCUUCGGUCAACAUCACUCUGGACGGAAAAGACGUUCAGGACGAGCUCUAAACUUUCACUCACAGUGAGGGAAGUGUGUCAGUUUGCUUCCUUUUUUUUUUUAAAUGUUGGUAUGUAAAUUUUAAUACUUCUGACGCAAACGUUACUUCUCCUUUCCAGCCUUGACAUCUGUCCAGAUGUUCACUUUGGUCCUAUUUUAGUGACCUCAAGACUGGGUUUUUUUUAAAAAAUCUAAACAGUGUCUGUUUUUAAGCAGUGUCCUCAGCGUUGGGGAAUUCUUUUCUAUUACUGCUCUAUUUAUUUUCACAAAAGGAACAUUUUAUUUCUCCUGCUGCUUAUGGAGCGGGGGUGGGGUUAAAUGUAUACACAUCAAGAUUUUUAAAAUUCCUUAUUUUUGCUCUUGAGUCAAGUUUUAUUCAUUCUGUAACCAUGGCUUUUAUUUUAACACGCACGUGCACACUUGGUGCAUUAGUCAAGCUGUUCUUCACAUUAGAGUAUUAGCAGAAAUCAUGGAUUGAGGAGUUUCUGUUCUAUUUUUAUUCUCUUUACAGCUUCUCUUGUACCUAAUAUUCAGGGUUUGGACUGAGAAGGAAUGAAUGAUUUCUACAAAUCAAAGCUGAUGUGGAGAAUCAGAUGAAUAAAGUGCUGCGCUACCUGAUCUGACCACUAGAGGGCAGGAUGGACAACAGGGCUGCAUUAAUAGCUGUGUCCCAAACCACGUCCUGCAUUAUUAUACAGUGGGAGAGUAAAACACCAGGUGGUGUUUUAAUAUUUUAACAUUUUGAUAUUCAUUAAUCUACUGCACAAGUAAUAUGACUCAAUUAGGUUUUUUUUUUUUAAAUAUAAUAUACUGAGACUAAAAUGAGUUACUUUUCUUAUGUAAAUCGGUACAGGUUUGUUUUUUAUCUUGGACAUAAACCGUUUGCUUGCUGGUGUUUUUUUUUUAUAAAUAGAAUCAAGGAAUUGUAAAAUGGCUUUUUUUCUUUUCCCCCUCAUCAUUUCAAAACUUAAAUAUUUUCGCAGCAUUUCCAAAGUUAGAGUAAAAAUAACGGGUUAAGAAAACUAUUUUCACUAAAUUUUGUCCAAACUGUCAUUUUCUUUGGAAACUUUGUGUACUACACUGCAGAUAUUACAUAAUAUUUUACUUGUA